This is a messenger RNA of Trichoplusia ni (cabbage looper), 637 nucleotides long. RefSeq lists its product as uncharacterized. The record is from RefSeq and is a predicted model, not a curated record. Bases 195 to 545 code for a protein of 116 amino acids. Lineage: Eukaryota; Metazoa; Arthropoda; Insecta; Lepidoptera; Noctuidae. The transcript has 4 exons. Gene Ontology annotation, cellular component: extracellular region. Gene Ontology annotation, molecular function: peptidase inhibitor activity.
GCAAACCUUAUUUACCUCGUCACAAGUCAGUGGGAAUUCUAAAACGUAAAAUAUACCUACAUAUUAGUUAUUAUAGCUUACUCAUACGGCAUUUCAUAUCAACAGAUGAAUCAGAACUGUGUACUAACACACUCAGUCAUUAAGGAACCUGCAUUGAGGUUAGACGGACUGUUGUCUUUAAUUGGACUGCAAGAAUGAGUCUUUUUAAUGUCAUCGGAUUCAUUGUGGCUGUGCUGCUAGCCUGCAAUUUUGUAUCAGCUGCAUACAGAGAUGGCAACUGUCCACCCCCGAGCAAGGUCUACGACAGCAAACCUAAGUGCUACUCAGACGCUGACUGCCAGAAGUAUGGGAAGGUGUGCUGCCCAAACCAGUUCAACGCGAAGUCCUGCUCUUAUCCGGCACCUUACAGCAACGGGGCUGGAUACAAUGAUAAAUAUAACAUGAACGGUGGCGGCGGCGUGUACUGCGCAGGCGUCAAGUGUAUGCCGUAUGAGGUGUGCAAACCUGAUCCGUACACGAAGAAAUUGAGAUGCCAGCGUCCUUGAAGAAUAGAAUCUUCUACAAUUAAUAUUAAAUCAUAAAAGUAUUUAUAUACCUACCCUUGAAGAGUAUGUUGCUAAUUAAACAUAAAACUGUC